GCGUAACUGCAGCGACCGAUGAGUCCGACGGUCCGAGGAAACCUAAGCUACCUUUUCCCAAUUUUGCACCUUAAAGACAGAUCAGCCGCCAUAUUCAGAAAGCAGAGGGUGACUAAUGAAGAUAUUUUAUUUUUUAAAAUAUAAUUGGAUGUUUUCCUUUUCUUUUCGGCUGAGGAAAUGAGCCAUGUUUUGUUUUUGAUAUCAGCUGUGUUUACUGUGUAUAGUUCCCGUUAAGGGUGACCGUUAGCUUAAUAAUUGAACCCUCCAGCCUUUUCUGCCUACAUUUUAGGCAGAAAAGACGCUUUAAUUCAAUUUAUUUUAUUUUCUCCUGGUUCGUGGGGCUGGUGCCCAGACAAUAAUCGACUCUGGAGCAGGACACGGAGGAUAGCAUGGCCAUGACUGGAGGGACGGCAGCCACCCUCUCCAUGAGCAACCACACCCGUGAACGGGUAACCGUUGCCAAACUGACGUUGGAGAACUUCUACAGCACGCUGCUCACCCAGCACGAGGAGCGGGAGACGAGGCAGAAGAAGCUGGAGAAGGCCAUGGAUGACGAGGGCUUGCCAGAUGACGAGAAAGUGAUGCGGCGUUCACAGCAUGCUCGCAAGGAGACGGAAUUUCUGAGGUUGAAGAGGACGCGGCUGGGUUUGGAUGACUUUGAGUCGCUAAAGGUCAUCGGGCGUGGUGCUUUUGGAGAGGUACGUUUGGUGCAGAAAAAGGACACCGGGCACAUUUACGCCAUGAAGAUUCUACGAAAAGCAGACAUGCUGGAGAAAGAGCAGGUGGCUCACAUCCGGGCCGAGAGGGAUAUUCUCGUGGAGGCAGAUGGUGCAUGGGUGGUGAAGAUGUUUUACAGCUUCCAGGACAAGAGGAACCUCUACCUCAUCAUGGAAUUUCUUCCCGGAGGCGACAUGAUGACGCUACUGAUGAAGAAGGACACCCUGUCCGAAGAGGCCACCCAGUUCUACAUUGCCGAGACGGUCCUGGCCAUCGACUCCAUCCACCAACUGGGCUUCAUCCACCGAGAUAUCAAACCGGACAAUCUGCUGCUCGACUCUCGGGGACAUGUGAAGUUAUCUGAUUUUGGCUUAUGUACCGGACUGAAGAAAGCCCACCGAACAGAAUUUUACAGAAACCUCACACACAACCCACCCAGUGACUUUUCCUUCCAAAACAUGAACUCCAAGCGGAAAGCAGAAACCUGGAAGAAAAACCGGAGACAGCUGGCUUAUUCCACAGUGGGCACGCCGGACUACAUCGCCCCCGAAGUCUUCCUGCAGACGGGCUAUAACAAGCUGUGUGACUGGUGGUCUCUGGGGGUCAUCAUGUAUGAGAUGCUAAUAGGCUAUCCGCCAUUUUGCUCGGAGACACCGCAGGAGACUUACAGGAAAGUGAUGAACUGGAAGGAGACUCUUGUGUUUCCACCUGAAGUCCCCAUCUCGGAGAGAGCUAAGGACAUGAUACUGAAGUAUUGCACCGAUGCUGAAAACAGAGUUGGGGCAGGCAGCGUGGAGGAGAUCAAAAGCCAGCAGUUCUUUGAGCCUGUGGACUGGGAGCACAUCAGAGAGCGUCCCGCAGCCAUUUCCAUCGAAAUAAAAAGCAUCGACGACACGUCCAAUUUUGACGAGUUCCCGGAAUCGGAUAUCCUCCAGCCAGCCAACACCACAGAACCAGACUUCAAGUCCAAGGAUUGGGUGUUCCUCAACUAUACUUACAAACGCUUCGAGGGCCUGACUCAACGAGGGACCAUCCCCACAUACAUAAAGCCAGGGAAGGCUUGACAGCCUCUAACAGGGAGUAUAAAAAAAAAAGACAUUCACGGAUGUAACAGGGUCGGGCUCACGGACGCCCCCGCUGGUGCUGAAGGCCGAACCGCCCCUCAGUGUAACCGCCCUCGCCCCUCCCACCAAGUUCUUAAGCUCUGCUCUGCCGCCAACAAGUUACCACGUUACCUCUAGUGGGUUUGCGAUGUAUGCUACGCGCGAACCGGCGUGCCAAUUACUGCUUAAUAGUUUGAACACUGGUCGCUAGGAACAAGGUCGUAUGCAAAGCUAAGUACUCGCUACUGAACGUACGCUGCCGUCGCACUGCGGAAGGUUUCAGCAUGAGUUUUAUGCUCGUCCAUCCACGAUAGUGCAUUUCCUCAAAUUGUGGACUUCGCUUCAGUAGACUCAACUAUAUUUAGGAUUGGUAAAAAUGACUAGUAAUGUACAUUUAUGCACCCAAAGGACAUUUAUUGAUUAAAAAAAAAUAAUCAUCUUGGUUCAAUUUAUUCAGAAAAAUGGAAAUGUAAAAUUAAAAGAAUUACAAAAAUUGCCUUUUCAAAGCGUGAUCUAAUAUAAAAGUAGUACUUUGACGCAGUCUUGGGACAUUUUCUUGCCAACAGAUUGCACUGAAAUGACGAACCUUCUUUGCUGACCAGGCAAAGCGCUGUGCAAUAGAAAAGUGGAGCUUUGUCGCCACCUUGUGGCACUUUUUAAUUUUCUUUAAUUUUCAUUAUCCAUCGAUUACAGUAUUAACUCAUUGAAGUUAACCCGGAUAAUUUCACUUUUCAAGGCCACAAUUUGAGGAAAUAGGGUAUUUCUCAUUCGUGUUAAAUAUAUCUCAGGAAACGUGUUUAAAAAAAAAAAAAAACACUACUAAUCCAUCUGAUAUACGUUAGUUGUGUAGUUAGUUGCCUCCGAAUGUGUAAGGGUAAGUCUUUAGGUGUUACAGGGUAAAUAAAAUAGGCUUGAAGAAACAGCAGUAGCUUUAAAGAACCCGGGGUGUAAUUCCAUUAUUUCAUAUUUUAUUAUCACCCAAAAAGCGGAACAACUCAUGCUGGGAUCUUCCUCGUGCUGAUUUCGAUGACACCCCCCCAAUAUAAAGUGUGUAAUGUGUCACAUCCCUUUUACAUGUUUUAUCUAUCUCCACAAUAUCGCCGCCCCCUUUGACUUUGAAUUCGAAUCAGACGAGGUCCAAUCAAUUCACUUCCUUCUUCGAAGUGCCUUUGCAUCUAACCGGUCAAUAAUAUUGUAUCAAUGUUAUUAAUCUUGUGGGGGCGCAAAAGUCGAUGAAACUGUCUGGAAAGUAAAAUAAGUCAAAAGUAUGAGGGAAUAUCGAUUUUAGGUCAGGCAGAAGGAAGCAAUAAAGUUGACGCGGCUGUUGGUCGAGGGAAACGACGGUAUUUGAUAAGAAAGCAUCCUCGUAAAAUAACGUGUGUCAAAGCAAACAGUCGAUGACAAAGAUGCCUUGUGUAUGUUGCGUUCAAUUAGAACACUGGAAAUAUCUUCAUUUUCGACACUCCAUAUGCAUCCUUUUUUUUUUUUAUUAACCUUUGACUUCUGCUUCAAGUUGCACAGCUCGUACAAGAAGAAAGAAAAAAGCUACCAAAGAUCAUCACAUGACCGUGAAUCCAGAUGUAGCUCACGCUUGAUGCACUUAACCUCAAACUACCUUAACAUGAAUCACAUCAACAAUCCCACACACCUCCAGAGUGUUAAAAUCCACUGUCUUGGGAAAAAAAAAAGCUGUUCCCAUUUACACCACACGGUGGUGCUAUUGCUGCAGAAAAAAUGGAGGACUUCGUCAUUCUGUUGAAAUGUUAGUGUAGUUUAUGUAUAGAUUACAAUUUGUAUAUUUUAGCGUUAUUUAUUAUUUGUAUGUCUUCGGAUCAAAUUUUAAUCCUUGUAUUUUACUCCCUUUGAAUAUAAUUAGAAUACUUUUCAACUAAGUUACAUACUUUUUAGGUCACUAAUAAACGCAAAGUUGACUAUUUUCAUGGAGUAACACUGAAAAAAUGACACUUGUGUAAAUUAACUCAUUACACCGCCAUUACUAUCGAAACACUGGCAACAAAAGUGAGUACACUGAGAGAAAAAAAAAUGGCCCCAAAGUGUCAUUUGUGAUUGAAUAGCAAUUGUGUUAAUUUUAUUUUUGUGUCAUUUGUUCAGUGUUGUUCCUCAAACGCAUACGAUAAAAAAUGAUAGGAGAUAUACAGGACAGUACUAUGAGAUGAAUUAUUGUGAUGAGUAAAAAAAAAAAAAGGGACCUAGAGGAGUACAAAUGUUAAUAAAACCUUGUUACUGUAGUGGGUAAAGGACCAAACUAGUCUCAUUUUGUGUUAGGUGCUUAUAAAAAGAAAAAAAGUAACCAUGAAAAGUCAGGACAGUGUUGUUGGGUUAUAUAUGUGAUGACGUGUUUGUAUCCUAUUUCUUGUAGCUCGGUGAAAAAGGUCACAGGGGAAAUGCUAGUCAUAUAUUCACAUGGUAACUUUUUAUGUCGACAACAUGGCAAAAUAAAAAAUAAAAAACA
Molecule: messenger RNA, 4293 nt
Organism: Syngnathus typhle (broad-nosed pipefish)
Lineage: Eukaryota; Metazoa; Chordata; Actinopteri; Syngnathiformes; Syngnathidae
Product: serine/threonine-protein kinase 38-like
Exons: 13
Coding region: 390-1781 (463 amino acids)
Biological process (GO): peptidyl-serine phosphorylation; intracellular signal transduction
Molecular function (GO): protein serine/threonine kinase activity; ATP binding
Source: RefSeq, a predicted model, not a curated record